AUGAUGUGUUUGGUGAAUGAGAGGGCCUUGAAGACCCCUUCUCCAUCGCAUAACCGCCCAGCAUCACCAAGCUUACCGGAAAUCCUUGCAGAGCAGUUCUCCUCGGAGGCACCAAGUUCAGGUUGGUUCAGGCACUUACCAAUUGUGCAGGACAGAUACCAUUGCCUGGGUGGCAGGGCCAGGAUGGCCUCAUCUACCAUAUGGGCUUCGCAUCGGCUCCGAGUCCACUUGCUCCAACUACUCAAUUUCAACUGGGUGGACGUGACUAACGUCCCAAUAAGGAGAGUGCUGAGGGAAUCUGGGGUUGUGCGACGGCCAGCGACUCUGAUUCAGCACUUGUCACCUCAACCCGGAAGGGGCCUUUUCCACCAAGAAUGGAGCCUCCUUCUCCAUCGGCUCCCAGCUCAGCAUCUCCAAAUGCACCGGGACAUCUUGCCCAAGAUGCAUCAUCUCCCCAUAGGCAACAAGUUCAGGUGUUUGGUGAAUGAGAGGGCCUUGAAGACCUCUUCUCCAUCGCAUACCCGCCCAGCAUCACCGAGCUUGCCGGAAAUCCUUGCUGGUCAGUUCUCCCCGGAGGCACCAAGUUCAGGUUGUGCUCCAGACUCUUCCAUGGAGAGGGGAGUUCUAGUGAGGUUGGUUCAGGCACUUGCCAAUUGUGCAGGAAUAGCAGACAGAUACCAUUACCUGAGUGGCAUGGCCAGGAUGGCCUCAUCUACCAUAUGGGCUUCGCAUCGGCUCCGAGUCCACUUGCUCCAACUACUCCAUUUCCGCUCCACGGGCUCCUCACAUGAUCAGGGACAACUGGGUGGACGUGACUAACGUCCCCCAAAGAAGAGUGUUGAGAGAAUCUUGGGAUGUACCGCCACCACUCUCCUCAGGUCGAAGACAGAGAUUAUGUAGUAAUGAGUUCCCCAUAGUUGAGCCAAGUUGUCGAGGGCCUCCCUCUCCCUCCGGAACGCGUCUGGUUCGCGUAAAAUCCUGCACAAAAGACAGCAGACACUCGGGCAAAGUUUGUAGCAUGAGCACUUCACGAAAGGAUAAGAGGGGACGAACAGACGGACAUCCAUCUCUUCUGCAAAGAUUGGCCGCAGGUCAGAGGAGACCAUGACCGAGCAAUCUGAUGGGGUCGGAUAUGAAGACCAGUUCUUCAGCGGAGAGUUUUUUGGAGGUCCCAUCGAAAACACCCCCAUCGGCGAUAAUCUGGGAGACCAACUUGGGGACACGACCGAAGAUCCCACCGAGGAGACGUCUGAAGACACCCGAACACCCACGUAAGGGUGAGCUCGUCUCGCACGCCUGCACGAAAGACAACAGACAACUCGGGCAAAGUUCCCAGCUGUAGCACCUCAAGGAAGGGAAUGGGACAUACUUUCGAAAAACUGGGGAUUACGCCAGUUUUCCAUAGGCAGAAGCGA
Darwinula stevensoni is the source of this 1415-nucleotide messenger RNA. NCBI's taxonomy places the organism in Eukaryota, Metazoa, Arthropoda, Ostracoda, Podocopida, Darwinulidae. The record is from the annotation of a GenBank genome assembly.